This is a messenger RNA of Enhydra lutris kenyoni (northern sea otter), 3329 nucleotides long. Its product is annotated as toll like receptor adaptor molecule 2. Gene Ontology annotation, biological process: positive regulation of natural killer cell activation; positive regulation of cytokine production involved in inflammatory response; lipopolysaccharide-mediated signaling pathway. Gene Ontology annotation, molecular function: protein kinase binding. The coding region runs from base 103 to 834 and encodes 243 amino acids. The transcript has 2 exons. NCBI's taxonomy places the organism in Eukaryota, Metazoa, Chordata, Mammalia, Carnivora, Mustelidae. The record is from RefSeq and is a predicted model, not a curated record.
CUUAGCCUGGCUUCACAUCCCUGAAACCCAGAGGUCUUGAUGCAGAAAUGAAAAGAAAUGUUAAGAAAGAAGUGAAGCUGUCCUCCUCUCCCUUGGAUAUUGAUGAUGGGUGUCGGGAAGUCUAAAAUAGACCCCUGCCCUCUCUCUCUCUCCUUGGGGAAAAGCCCCGGGGUGGAAAAGAGUCAGGGACUCCAGGAGUCAGCUUCCAAGAAACCGGACGACCACCCCAUGCACGAUCUGGCUGAGCCAAGCCCCACGACCCCGGCCCCGGUGCCUGCUGGGGAACAUGAGGGGGCUGAGGGCCAGGGAGACAUGUUGGAGGGGGAAGAGGAGGAGGAGGAGGUGGAGGAGGAGGUGUUCCUCAAGUUCGUGAUCCUGCACGCGGAGGACGACACAGAUGAAGCCCUCAGGGUCCAGAACCUGCUGCAGAAUGACUUCGGCAUCAAGCCCGGAAUCAUCUUUGCCGAGAUGCCCUCCGGCCGGCAGCAUCUACAGAACUUGGACGACGCCGUGAAUGGGUCCGCGUGGACCAUCCUGCUGCUGACCGAGAACUUCCUAAGAGACACCUGGUGCAAGUUCCAGUUCUACACGUCGCUCAUGAACUCAGUGAACAGGCAGCACAAGUACAACUCGGUCAUCCCCAUGCGGCCUCUCCACAACCCCCUGCCCCGCGAGAGGACCCCCUUCGCUCUGCGGACCAUCAACGCCCUGGAAGAGGACAGCCGUGGCUUCCCCACCCAAGUUGAGAGAAUCUUUCAGGAGUCCGUGUAUCAGAUCCAGCAGUCUCUGUGGAAGGACACCCGAAGUAGCCUCCGCAGGCAGGUCCUUGCCUGAGACAGAGCCUCCAGCACGCGGCUGGCUCUCGUCUGGGAAAGCCGACCCCUCAUCUCUACAUGAGAAAGCACAUUUCUGGCAAGAGGUUGGCAGAAUUUUACAGAAACACAGGAGCUCAAGCACGAGACGUUUCUGCAGGACAUUGUAUAGACUUUGGAGGUGCUCUUUGAUGCCUUGGAUAAACUUGAGACUGUCCAAGCUUCGAGAACAUUCCUCUCACGGUUUUCCUGGUCCACGCAUAUCACAAAGGAUAGCCUUAGUUCAUAGCCCUGGUAUCUGUCCUUGAACAUAGACUUCUGUGGGAGACGUUGUACAGAUACAAUGAUGCUUUCAUUUUGUUCGCAAAGGAUGUGCAGGAGAGAAGGUCCCCGGGAGAUCUGACCACCCUUCCUGAGGAGGCCCCAGACAGAAAUGUCGCAGCCAGGGUGACUGGUAUCAUCGCCCAGAAAUACAGAGAGCCCGAUGAGAACAUUCAGAACGUUGAGUAGUGAUACUUGCGAAACAAAAAGCUGAUGCGAGAACGGUGGGGUGUUUUACAAGAAUCCAGCCAACUGUGUUCUUUCUGCUGGACUUGGGGGAUUUGGAGACAGUGCCUAGCCCUGACUAGCCACCCAUUUGCUGGCGUUGUUGUUAGGGACGCCGGGGAGCCAUGUUGUGAGGUCCCCUGGAGCCUCAAGCUCUUGUGAUGUUAUCCGUAACUAGGGCUUUAUGUGUGGGGCUUCUGAACAGUUCUGUGUCCCUGACUGAGUUCUCCUUCGUCUCUCUUAGGACAGCCUUGAGAAAUUCCUCUCACUCCCAGUGCCCUACCAGGAAGUGUUCCUCAGCUCGGUGAUCAGAGUAGCCUGACCGUGUGCAUGUAUGCUGUUGGUUAUUCCUAGACUCAGGAUGGAAGCAGGAGACGCAUUCUGUGGCCUCCUCUUCUGUGUCCCACACUCCCAGCACACCACACAGGCCCACAAAGCCCUGUUGCUUCCCCUCCUGCUCUCCUGCGCCACCUGUGGCUGAAGGAGAGCCAUCAGGUAUGGAUGGGAGAUGGGAUGGGGCGGGAGUCACACCAGGUAACUAGGAAAGCGCCCACUGGGGGACCAGGAGACCUGGUUCCAGUCUAGUCUCUGCCUCCAAGGCUGAAUGUGACCUUCCCCUCCUUUAUCUGUGAAAUGAAAGGCUUGAAUUGAUGGAGCUCUAAAGGGCCUUUGUCCUCUCUCAGAAUGUGAACAAGUAGGAACCAGAAAAGGGAACAAGCAAAUAAUAAUAAUAAUAAUAAUUUUGUAGUGUGAUGUGUAAUAAGUUUCAGGAGGCGUGAGAUCAGCUCCCAAUGAAAGGAAACGCUAAUGUGUUUACAGCAUAAUUGAUUUCUGAUGCUAUCUGUUACACUUUAAUAGUACCAAGAGAAUUACAAUACUUGCCUCCUCAGAUUCUUUUAAAAUACAUUUUUUUGUAGGGACAGUUGAGCGAAGACGGUCUGCCUAAUAUUUCUUUCUCCUUAUCCUCACUUCUGCGUGUCUCCUCCUGGCGCUGGGGUCUGCUCACAUCUUUCUCCAUCCACCUCUCCAUAGCCAUCACCAAAUGUUCCAUGAGGAACUUUUCCCGUAAUCCUGCAAGUAAGUUAAACCUCCUCCUUCACUAGUACUCCUUGAAGAAGAGAUCGAUUUCGUCGUGCAGGGACAUUUUCUUAAAGUCCCUUUCUGUCAUAGUCGCUUACUACUUACUUUUCUUUCUCAGUUUUAAUGGUGUUCUUUUCCCCCCCCCUGUGGUCUGUCUCCAAUUUCAUACAGUAAAACAGCAUUAACCCACCCUUUCUGCUUAUUACCAAAGUGGGAGCUAUGGGCGCUGGGUGGUUUUUUUAAUAUAUGUGCUGCUGAAAUGGGCCCUCGAUGGUGUUUUUUAAAUAAAUGUUUUUAUUCAUUGCCCUUGACUACCCUUGAUUAUUUCCAACUCCAGGGAAGAUCGUGGGAAAGUAUUUUGAAAAAAUGGCAUUCGUCUGUACUCGUCCCUAGAGUACCAGGCACAGCGCCUCCUUCAAUCUGGAGUGAAAUAUAUUUUUUGUGAUGAAGAAAAACGUGAAGUCCUGAAUAACGAUGCAUGUUGAAAUUAACUGCCUUAGAAAGAAUUACCAAAUAACUAAACCGAGGAUGACAAGAAGGCAAGGUGUGGCCUUAGUUGUGUGUUUGUGUGUGUGUACACAUCCGUGUAGAUGAGAUUCAUACACACACACGCACACACAAGGAAGUUCUCUAACAUUCUGCCACACAUUGAAGGGUGUCCAUGGGGAGGACCCUCUGGGCCUCACUGCCCACCCUGGAACCUCACAGAAGAACCUGAGUUGUGCCUAACAGGUCAGUUGGGAUUCUUCCAGCUGUAGGAGACAGAAAACCCAAUGCCACAUGACCUACACCAUUAAGGUAAGGGUCUCUAACUUAACAAGAGGUCCCCUAAGGUAUGGUGUCUCCGAGGUGUCCUUAAAAACCCAGGUUCUUGGGUGCCUGGGUGGCUAG